Molecule: messenger RNA, 704 nt
Organism: Candidula unifasciata
Lineage: Eukaryota; Metazoa; Mollusca; Gastropoda; Stylommatophora; Geomitridae
Source: the annotation of a GenBank genome assembly
AUCCAACAUGCAGAUCUACGAGUAACUGGUUCGGAACACCGUGUCGGUUCAAAUGCCACUGUGUUUACAACAAUGCAUGUGACAACAAUGGUGUAUGUUCGUCAGGGUGCGAAUACGGAUGGUUUGGUCCAUCUUGUCAGUAUGUUGAUUUGGUGUCGACAUAUUCGAAAUCGCCAACGCCAUCUUGGGUUUAUGACCGUCCAGACACCAACUGUAAUCCAGAUCAGGAGACGGUUACAAUUUCCUUGACAAGUACAUUCUAUUUUACCUGGCUCAGACUACAUGCUAAUGUUGCAGUGAGUUCACAAGACUUCAAAGUUCAACUAAUGCUCACAAACCAGAUCGUUACAACAUGUAACAACAUGUACACAUCCAAGAUCGAUGAUACAACACUGGAUAUUCAUUGCCUACCAGGUGCAUUUUUUGAGGACAUAGUUAUUAGCGGGAAUGGCGUCAAAUCUUUGUGCACAGUGUACGUAAGUGGAGGACGCAAUGUUGCGCUGGGACAAAACACGAAACAAACAUCUACCUACGAUUAUCAUUAUUCUUCGCUUGCUGUAGACGGGGAUAGAGAUCCCGUAUUUGAGGAUAACAGUUGUGCCCAUACUGCGGACCAUGUCGCCCCAACGUGGACACUGACUUUUGGAUGGCCACAUGUCGUAAACAGAUACCUCUUAUUCAACAGAAACAGUGAGUUAACCUGA